Molecule: messenger RNA, 1488 nt
Organism: Brenthis ino (lesser marbled fritillary)
Lineage: Eukaryota; Metazoa; Arthropoda; Insecta; Lepidoptera; Nymphalidae
Source: the annotation of a GenBank genome assembly
AUGGCUAAAAAGAAAAUAGAGGUAUUUGUAGAUAUAAAUAACGAACAUGAAUUUGAAUAUAUUCUCGAGCAUAAUUUGGACAGACUAAUUUGUGUCAAUCUAUUUUCAUCAUUUGCUGGACCCUGUACAGCGUUGGAUCAUUUAUUCGUCAGAAUAAAACUCGAUUGGGGAGAUGGAAAAGUAGUUUUAUUGCGAAAUCACAAAAUAACAAGGGUAUUUCGUGGCGUAGACUAUAUUAACUUUGCUGAAGUUGCGAAAAAAGAAAUAGAAUACUUUAAAUUAGAGCAAGAAGGUAAUAGAGUUGACCGAGAAACUUUUGAAUUAGAUGAGGCGUCGCUGGAAGAACAGGAAUGGCAUAAGAAACGUGCACUAGAAAAACAAAAAGAUGAAGAAUCCUUUGAAUUUCAACGAAAACAACGCCAAAUAGCCCGAAAGCGCCACAGAGCUGAGUUAAUGGUGCCGCAUUUACACCAUCUUAACUUCGUGCUAUACUGGCCUCACGCUGUCCGCGCGCACCCGGAAUUGUACGAACGAUGGGAUGAAAACAAUAUAAUAAUGAUUGGUCGUGAAGAUAUAUAUUUGACUAAGGAAAUGGCGGAAGAUGUGUUUUAUGCAGGCGAUGCUCCCCUAAAUGAAGCAUCUCUAUAUAUGUUACUUUCUGGUCCAGCGCUAGCUAUAUGUUUUAGAUUGCUCGAUUUGGAUAAGCAUUUUGUUUCUUUGGUACGUAAAAUUCUAUAUGAAGAAAUCCCAUCAUUGGAUGAAAACAAAUCUUCGGAUAGCCAGAGUAAUAAAACUGCAUUUGAUAUGUACAAGACUUAUAGUCCAACUAGGGAGGAUGUUUGGAAAAAACGUCGGGAAGAUAAGUUGAGGAAAAGAGAAGAAGUAAAAGAACAACGAGCUAGAAGAUUAUCAGAGAUGCAACGUUUAGCAAGGCAAGCUAUUGAAGAUGCUGUUCUAGCAAAGAGAGCUCUAAAGGAGCAGCGAAAGCUUGAACUUCUUAAAGCCGGAAAUUUAACAGCUUUAGACAGGCUCCGCCAAGAACCUGAAGAUGAUAAGGUGGAUAUAGUUGUUCCAGAGGAGUUAUCUGAUGAAGAAGAAGAAAUAAGUGAAGAAGAAGACGAAAAUGAAUACUUUCCACCACCAGGUCUUCUUAUACCAGGGUUCUAUUCCCCGCCUAAUGAUAUUGCAAAGGCUAAUGGACUUGCAAUUUUAUUUCCUAAUAUGGGAAUUUUCCAAGCAAAAAAUCUGGAGGAUGCUGCACAUCUCGCGUACAGUGUUAAACAAUUUGAGACUAUGAAGCAAAUACAUAACUUGGAUCAUUUAAAACUGGCUUUCAUGGUGUCAACGAAAAGUGAUCUAGCCCUGUUGGAGCUAACCGAUAUAGGGCCAGUACAUGUGAGCAGAGACGAAAGAAUUGGUGAAGUAGAAUGCGCAAUGUUGUUUAGCGUAGAUUAUGGUGAUAAUUAUCCAGAAUUUGACGAUUUUAAA